AUGGCUGCGACAGGCGCCGACACGUCUAUGUCACGAUACGACUCAUCAGCCGGCGAACUAUCAUCGCCUCCUUCCGGAUCGCUAUCAGAACCUGGUUCACCAUCACGAAAUGGAUCCGGUAGCCGAGCACCGCAAGACUAUGACGAGAUCGUCGUCGUUUCCAGCGAUGGCCAAUAUCAACACAUCGGCCACCAGAAUCAUAGCGAACGCCCUCCACCGCCUAUGCCACCCCAAUCAGGCACAGGCCCCCCUAGACGAUACGCACUUGUCGACAACCAAUGGGUCCAAUUAACCGCUGCAGGUGUGCCGCGCAAGAAGCCUGGACGGAAACCUGGUACCAUUGUGAAACCUCGAAAUUCGGACGGUGCCGAUGCAGCAAAGGCUUCUCGAAAGCCUAGGAAACCUCGCGAUCCUAAUGCGCCAGCAUUGCCACGCAAGAGAAAGAUUGCCCCUGCAGAUGGCGAGAGUGAAAUCCCGGGAGAUUCAAAGUCUCUUGCCGAAGCUGCAUCAUCCGCCGGCCAGGGACGCAUGUCGGAUAUCUCCCAUAUAUCAGCAUUGUCACCUGCUCAUCAUAACCGCCAAACAUCGUCUUCAUUACAUCAACCCGAACAACGUUAUUCACCAAAGAUGUUGAAGCGUGAACACUUUAUGCAGAACAUAUUAAAUUCGGAUACGCCUGUGGAACGACCACAGUCUCAACCCCAGACCCAACCUCAGUCUCAGCAUAAUAGCUCUACAUCUAUACCUGUUCGUACCAGCGGUCAAAGCUACGAUCCUAUCCGCGGUAACUACGAUCCUGUUCGUGAGACAAUGGUUUCUCAUAGCCCUUACCCGUCUACUUCUGGUUCACCAAGACCUGCUUCUCAAGUGCCUAAUCGAUCGCCAACCAUUGCUAGCCUUCUUGGUGGGAAUGAAUCGCGCAGCUCAUAUCAGCCACCCUCGAACCAGUCUCGCUUCCAGGCACAUGAACCAUCCCAACCACCAUCACCAUCCAAAGACCCUCGCGGCAUAUUGACACCAACUCCUUCUUCGCGACCACCAGUGCAGGAAGCAAAGAAGGAUGCACCACCUCCACCACCACCCGUUCAAAGGCCAGUCAUCAAAGAAUCUAACUUCACAACCAUUUCUAAUGGCCCUAUUAAGAAGUCAUCGCCAAAGCAGAAGCCUCACACUGGAGUUUCCACGCCAAAGACUGACACCCUCGAUGAUAUGGGAGAAAGUGAAGGCCGUUCCAUUCUCGACUUUGGUCGAGCUAAGCCAGGGGAAGAAGCCCAGGCCCCAACCAUUGUUCUCAGUAUACCUAUCCAGGCUGGCGAGACAAACAGAUAUGUCAAUUUCAUGCGCAUGGCUGAGGAACGGUAUGGAUGGGAUGCUCUUCACCCUCGCCUGGCUGCCAACCGAGACCGCAAGGCUCGCAUCGCUGCGGCGGCUGCCUCUCUAGAAAAGGCGGAAUCGGGCCGCGAAUCUGGUGAUGAAAUGUCCGUCGAUCUCUCCGAUGCCGAGGCUAGCAACCCCGACAACGGCGCGACCAGCGGCCCUGAUGCCCAGGCCAAGCCCAAGAAGAAGCGUAAUUUCAAGGAGGAUCAGUACGAUGUUGAUGAUGAUUUUGUCGACGAUUCAGAGCUCCUAUGGGAAGCUCAGGCGGCAGCAAGCCGUGACGGGUUCUUUGUCUACUCCGGCCCUCUUGUACCCGAGGUCGAGAAGCCAGCUGCUGGCCAUGAUGGUCCCCCUAAGCGUGGACGGGGUGGAAGAGGUAGCAGGGGAGGUGGAAGAGGUGCGUCGACCAGAGGCGGGACAGGCAGCGGCCGCGGCGGAGGACCUGGAUCUCGAGGUGGCUCUGUCACCCGAAAACCCCGUAUCACUAAGCAGGAGAAGGCACAACGGGAACGCGAGAAGGCUGAGCGCGAAACAAUGGCCCAAAUGGCCAAGACACCUACCCAGGGUGGCCACUCACUAAACCCAACCACGCCAUCCUUCGCUGUGAGCGAGUUAGGGGCUUAG
Molecule: messenger RNA, 2001 nt
Organism: Fusarium mangiferae
Lineage: Eukaryota; Fungi; Ascomycota; Sordariomycetes; Hypocreales; Nectriaceae
Exons: 2
Coding region: 1-2001 (666 amino acids)
Source: RefSeq, a predicted model, not a curated record